Messenger RNA from Humulus lupulus (European hop), 809 nucleotides. Its product is annotated as H/ACA ribonucleoprotein complex subunit 3-like protein. NCBI's taxonomy places the organism in Eukaryota, Viridiplantae, Streptophyta, Magnoliopsida, Rosales, Cannabaceae. The coding region runs from base 333 to 527 and encodes 64 amino acids. Gene Ontology annotation, cellular component: box H/ACA telomerase RNP complex; box H/ACA snoRNP complex. The transcript has 5 exons. Gene Ontology annotation, molecular function: box H/ACA snoRNA binding; telomerase RNA binding. The record is from RefSeq and is a predicted model, not a curated record. Gene Ontology annotation, biological process: rRNA pseudouridine synthesis; positive regulation of telomerase RNA localization to Cajal body; ribosome biogenesis.
CUAAAAGGAAUUCUUCCCUCUCUCUCUCUCUCUCUCUCCUCCCAUUUUCUCUCACCCCAAACAAAUCAUCUUGGCUCACCACCCCCACCCCUUUCCCUCGUACCCUUUCCAUCCUCUGUAAAACAUUUCCUUCCUUCACUCAUUCUUUUCGACUGCCGCCUCCCUCUCUCUUUGGUUCGCUCUCAUCUCAGCCCCGGCCUCUCGUUUCUUUCGCAGGUCGUCGUCGCCGCUGCAUCCCUUCUUCUCUCUCGGCCACAGCAAUCUCUCUCUUCUUCAGUCCUCGCCGUUCACCCUCUCAAACGCCAAAAGGUUGAAUCGUACAAUCAGCGAAAAUGUAUCUUCAGUUUUACAUAAACGAGAAAGGUGACAAAGUCUAUACUACUAAGAAAGAAUCACCAGUGGGGUUGGCUACACAGUCUGCUCAUCCUGCCCGCUUUUCACCUGAUGACAAGCACUCAAGGCAGAGAUUUCUUUUGAAGAAGCGGUUUGGAUUGUUGCCAACCCAGCAGCCUCCUCAGAAGUAUUGAAAUGCCUCUGGUAUAAGUGUUGUAAUCUGUUCCUUUUAAAGUAGUAGUGCCUUAAGUUUGGUAGGAAGGUUCCUUUUAAAUGUUUGAUAGGAAGGAGAGCAGAGAGUUUAAAAAGAAUGGGGAGGAGGAUGGAUGGAGAUGAUAGUUACUCUCAUUUAUGUUGUUUGUUGUUUGGUACUAGGUGUGGAGUUGGAAAGAUGCGUAAAUUAAUUGUUAAAUUUACUAUUUAAUUUUUUUAAUAUAAAUAUUUAUUAUUUUUAUAAAGGACAUUUAUGUUGUUUA